UUUUAUGAAGAACAGAACCCGAAAGUCCCCUUCAAAGAUGUAUCACAAAAAAUGGAGACGACAAACUGCACAAUUACGGGCAUUGGUGGAGUCUAGUGAUUCAGAUGAGAAUCCAGGUCCCUCAAAUGAGAGUGAUAAUUCUGGCCUCUCUUUUGCUGAUAGUCCAACAGACAUACAGACACAAGAGCAGUCUGAUACAGGAGAAGACGAGUAUCGAGAUGAUCAUCACCCGCCAGACAGUGAUGGUGAAAGUGAUUCAGAAAUUGAAACUUUGUCUGAGGAGGAAUCAAGUGAUCUGAGAAGUGAUUUGGCAAAAUGGGCUGUAAAAAAUAAGGCAACGCGCACAUCGGUUGAUGAGCUGCUUUUGGUGUUACGUAAACAUGGCCACCGGCUGCCAAAAGAUGCCAGAACCCUUUUAGGAACCCCACAUAAAAUAGAAGUCAGGGAUCUAUGUGGUGGCCAAUUCCUUUACUUCGGUGUGGAGACGGGACUUUUGAAAACGUGCUCACAGUAUCCCGAUUUCUUUUCAUCAGAAAAUGAGAUGCUGCUAAAUUUCAGUGUAGAUGGUGUGCCAUUGUUUAAAUCAUCCAAUGUACAAAUGUGGCCCAUUCUAUGUAGUGUGAAAAAGUUUGAGCCGUUUAUCGUUGCACUAUUUUGUGGAACUGCAAAGCCAAACAGCGUUACUGAUUACACGUCUAGUUUUUUAACAGAACUGAAGGCACUCCAACAACAUGGGAUUGAGUUCCAAAACGGAACAAUAAAUGUAAAAGUGAAUGCUUUUAUUUGUGAUGCCCCAGCGAGAGCAUUCCUAAAAUGCAUCAAGUCCCACAAUGCCUACAGCAGCUGUGAGCGGUGCACCAUUGAAGGACAUUAUGUAAGUCACAGAGUUGUAUUCAACUACCAGUCGCAGGAGAAGGUUGAUGCAAGAACAGAAGAUGACUUCAUUAAACAAGCAUAUCCCAUCCACCAAACUGGUUGCUCACCCCUGAUCGCUGCAGGCUUGCAGUGCAUACAACCGUUUGUGCUAGACUAUAUGCAUGUUGUCUGCCUAGGGGUUGUCAGACGAUUGCUGAACUUUCUAAAACAGGGACCUAGAGAGUGUAGGCUGUCCUCAAGGCAAAUUGGAGAAAUUUCAGCAAAACUCUUGUCCCUCAGUGGAAAGCUGCCAAGAGAAUUUGCCCGACAGCCACGAAGUCUAACUGAUCUGGACAGAUGGAAAGCGACGGAAUUCAGGCAGUUUUUACUCUAUACUGGACCGGUUGUUCUCAGAGGCAUUCUGCAAGACAAUUUUUACCAUCACUUUUUGACACUGUCAGUUGCCAUGUCCAUACUGUUGGACUCCAAUGGCAUUACACGAAUGUCAUCCAUUGGCUACGCUGAAGAGCUUUUAGUAUAUUUUUAUAGAACAUCUACCAAGCUCUACAGCCCGAUCUUUCCAUCCUAUAAUGUCCAUGCCCUGAUCCACUUGUCUGAAGAUGCAAGGCACUUUAAAACAUCUUUAAAUGACAUUUCUGCCUUUCAGUUUGAAAACCACCUGCAAAAACUAAAAAAAUGUGUCAGAAAUGCAAAAAACCCAAUUGCACAACUAUCGAAGAGGAUAGCUGAAAUGGACAAUUCAAAAAUUCCUAUCUCACCAGCAGCACAUGGGACAUUUGUGUCAACUAAGAAGAAGGACUCCUGUUUUUUUUUUGGGACAUUCCUUUGCCUUGGUAAAGGAAAGAAGGCCAGAAAAGACAUGUGUGUGUGAUGUGUACAGUCUCAACACUUUGGACAGUUUUUUCACCAGUCCAUGCGAGUCAAAACUGAUUAACAUUGCUGUACUGCGUGGUGAAAGAGGUACCCAAAAACGAGAGCUGAUUGAGGAGAAAAAACUGAAGCACAAGGCAGUUUGUCUACCAUACAAAAGUGGCUACGUAUUUAUGCCAUUGCUUCAUGGCAUUGAAAGGAACUAACCAGCCUAGGAUACGUGACAGAAGAAAAUGAGUCCGCUAAUAGCUGUUCAUCUUUUAAUGUUAGAAGUUUUUAGUUACAAAUGAUUGUCAUUCACUUGUUCGCAGUUGUCUCAUUUGUUUUUUCUAUAGACCAGAACAAUGUGGACUAGAGCGGUGUGGAGAGAGGAGACUAUGGAGAUGGAGGAAGUGAUACCAUCAUGUUGGGUUAAGAAUGGUGGUGUA
Messenger RNA from Clarias gariepinus (North African catfish), 2174 nucleotides. RefSeq lists its product as uncharacterized. Bases 5 to 1747 code for a protein of 580 amino acids. Lineage: Eukaryota; Metazoa; Chordata; Actinopteri; Siluriformes; Clariidae. The transcript is spliced from 2 exons. The record is from RefSeq and is a predicted model, not a curated record.